AUGUACGUUGAUGAUGUUGUAACGGGAAGUUUUUCGGUUCGUGACGCGUUGGACUUGCAAAAUCAAAUUAUAAACAUUAUGUUAUUGGCUGGUUUUAAGUUAGCUAAGUGGGCAAGUAACGAACCUAAACUAUUAAAAAACGUUAGUGCCGAUCUUCGUGUAAAACCGGUAUCAUUAGAUAAUAGAGAAGAUGGUGUCGUCAAGGUUCUGGGUCUCCACUGGGAGCAAUAUAACGACAAUUUUGGGUUCUCUUAUCAACCUCGUGAUCACCUCUGCAGUAAAAGGGCUAUAUUAUCCAAUAUCGCACGCAUCUUUGAUCCCCUUGGUUUAAUUACGCCAUGUAUUCUCGCUGCAAAAUGCCUCAUGCAACGCUUAUGGUUAGAAAAAUUAUUGGAUUCAAUAUCAGUUUCAAAUCCCAAUGUUGUCAGAGUUGAAGAUUCCCAUUCUAAUUCUUCCCGCUAA
Onthophagus taurus is the source of this 462-nucleotide messenger RNA. The record is from RefSeq and is a predicted model, not a curated record. NCBI's taxonomy places the organism in Eukaryota, Metazoa, Arthropoda, Insecta, Coleoptera, Scarabaeidae.